UUGUGGAUGUCGGGUAGCGGGAGGGAAGGAAGGAAGGACCGGGAAGCGGUUGGAUUGGAUGUGUAUGGCUCCAGCGGACCAGGUCUGCGCAGCGUCCUCUCUCCUCUGUAACAGCCUUACACGACGACACUGUUUUUUGUGAAACGCCAUAACCAAAGCGCGGCUGCUUCCUCAAUUUCUGUUGUCGUUUUUUUGGCUCACUCACUCCUACCGCCAUCAACCUCACCCUUCCCUUCUCUGACAUCAUUACCAUUACACCAGAAGAAAAAAAAUUCCCUCUCUCUCUCUUCCCUCCGUUUCUUUCUUAAUUGUUUGUUGCUUUUUAUAUAAAACCGCUUGCCUUUCCCACUCAUUCACCGCCACUUCUCGAAAUUUCUUGCUCCGGGCUCUGCUCACCCGUCCUUUUCUCUUUAUUCGGUUCAAAUCUCUCUCCCUCUCUGCAUGAACUUUCUGGACCCUCCAGCGUCCGCGAGCUCUCAAAUUCACCUCUCUCUCUCUCUCUCUCUCUCUCUCUCUCUCUCUCUCUCUCUCUCUCUCUCUUACGUUUAUAUAUAAUAUAUAGAUAUAUAUACAAAGCUAUCGUAUAUUGCGGUUCUUCCAUUUCAUGGCGAUUUCAGAUUCGCCUGAGACCAUAGGCAUCACAGGCACCAGCACGAGCCCUCUCACCGACUCGGAUCUCACCCACACCCUCCGACGCAGGCCCGCCGCCGCCACAACCGUACCAAGAGAUGUAGCCGAUUCCGGCUCCAGGACCGACGAAGACGACAGUACGUUGAACGAUUUGGUCAGAGACUCCGGCAGUGACGACUCGGUGACCGCCAAGAUCUGCGAACCCGGCGAUAACGUUCGUAUUGGAGGCUCGGAAGCUUCUAUGGAUUCGGUCAAUGCUGUCCAAGACAAUAAAGGACUCGGCGAAAAUGAUCGAGGCGGCGAUCCUUCGGCUGUGAAAUUCGCGUAUCGGCCUUCGGUUCCAGCUCAUCGAAGAGUCAAAGAGAGCCCUCUCAGCUCUGAUGCCAUCUUCAGACAGAGCCAUGCAGGUCUCUUCAACCUGUGUAUAGUAGUGCUUGUUGCUGUAAACAGCAGGCUUAUCAUCGAGAAUUUAAUGAAGUAUGGUUGGUUAAUUAAAACUGGUUUUUGGUUUAGUUCAAGAUCAUUGCGAGAUUGGCCCCUUCUUAUGUGCUGCCUUACUCUUCCAAUUUUCCCACUUGCCGCCUUUGUAGUUGAGAAGUUAGCCCUGCAAAAGUCUAUAUCUGAACCUGCUGUUGUUUCUCUUCAUAUGAUCAUUACCACAACUUCAAUUUUGUAUCCGGUUUUGGUGAUUCUCAGGUGCGAUUCUGCUGUUUUAUCUGGUGUUACGUUGAUGCUCUUUGCUUGCAUCGUGUGGUUAAAGCUCGUUUCUUAUGUGCAUACAAACUAUGACAUGAGAGCGCUUGGCAAAUCAACUGAAAAGGGGGAUGCCGUCCCCAGUUCUUCAAAUACGGAUAUCCCUCACAAUAUUGGCUUAAAAAGUUUGGCGUACUUCAUGGUUGCUCCAACAUUAUGUUAUCAGACUAGUUACCCUCGUACAGCAUGUGUUCGAAAGGGUUGGGUGUUUCGUCAACUUGUCAAGUUGAUAAUUUUUACUGGACUGAUGGGAUUUAUAGUAGAACAAUACAUUAAUCCUAUUGUCAAGAAUUCACAACAUCCUUUGAAGGGGAACCUUUUAUAUGCAAUAGAGAGGGUUUUGAAACUUUCUGUUCCCAAUUUAUACGUGUGGCUAUGCAUGUUCUAUUGCUUUUUCCACCUCUGGUUAAAUAUUCUUGCUGAGCUGCUUUGUUUUGGUGAUCGAGAGUUCUAUAAAGAUUGGUGGAAUGCAAAGACAGUUGAGGAGUAUUGGAGAAUGUGGAAUAUGCCUGUUCAUAAAUGGAUGGUUCGCCAUAUCUAUUUUCCAUGCCUACGGCAUGGAGUGCCAAAGGGAGUUGCCAUUGUAAUCGCCUUCCUAGUAUCUGCUGUAUUUCACGAGGUACCGCUUGUCUUGAUCACAAAUUACCUGCAAGAUAAAUUCAGAAACUCGAUGGUUGGAAAUAUGAUCUUCUGGUUCAUCUUUUGCAUCCUUGGUCAGCCUAUGUGUCUACUUCUAUAUUACCACGACUUGAUGAAUCGGAAAGGGAAAGCUGAAUAAGAUUUUGACUCCCCUAUCUCAAGGUGUGGAUCGAGUUGUUCUGGAAGCGACUUUCUCUGCUCCCAGUGAUUGAUCAUUUGUCAGUGUCGCUGCUUCCUUUGCAAUGUUUUCAUGAUCCAUACGUUUUUCAUUACGCAUAUUUCUGGUUAAUUCAGUUGAUUUUAUAUAAACUUUUGAAAUAUCGUUAUCAAACAGUGAGUAGCGCCACAACUGUAUUACCUGGUUUAGUUUUUCUGGUAUAUAAUUAGAUGGGAAAUUUGUAAAUGCUUCAGGUUCGAUCAGGUUACGCCUUCAUUAUCAUCUUCCCUGUUUAUCUCCUAUAAAAUAUAGGUAUGUUUUUGUUUCGAUGUUACAACUAAUUGUGGAGAAAGAAAAGUAAGAAAAGUAUAUAACGAUUAUCAUCUUAAAUGCCAUUUUUAUUGUAACAAUGUUCU
Prunus persica (peach) is the source of this 2595-nucleotide messenger RNA. RefSeq names its product diacylglycerol O-acyltransferase 1A. Gene Ontology annotation, molecular function: diacylglycerol O-acyltransferase activity. NCBI's taxonomy places the organism in Eukaryota, Viridiplantae, Streptophyta, Magnoliopsida, Rosales, Rosaceae. Gene Ontology annotation, cellular component: endoplasmic reticulum membrane; chloroplast envelope. The record is from RefSeq and is a predicted model, not a curated record. The transcript is spliced from 15 exons. The coding region runs from base 605 to 2161 and encodes 518 amino acids. Gene Ontology annotation, biological process: triglyceride biosynthetic process.